Penaeus vannamei (Pacific white shrimp) is the source of this 475-nucleotide messenger RNA. Lineage: Eukaryota; Metazoa; Arthropoda; Malacostraca; Decapoda; Penaeidae. The record is from RefSeq and is a predicted model, not a curated record.
AUGAUUAGCAUUAUCCUUCAAGGUUCGGUCGAUGGGUUAGGCGUCAUCCCAAGCAGGAUAAAGGUCAGGGGUCAAGAUUUCAAGGGGGCAGAAGGAGUAGGGGCGCAAAGGGAACAUAUAAGCCCUUCGGUCCUCAAGAUUCGGCAGUCCAGGAGCUCACGAAGACCACGAUGCGGUUCCUCGCCCUCGUCCUCCUCCUGGCUCUCGCCGUCGCCUUCGUCGGCGCCAAGUCCUUGGCCUGCUGUGGCGGCGGAGGUCACCACGGCGGUCACGGAGGAGGCAACGGAGGUCACCAUGGAGGUCAUGGCGGUGGAGGCUUCGGCGGAGGCUUCGGAGGCGGUGGAGGACUGGGAGGCGGAGGAGGCUUUGGCGGAGGCUUCGGAGGCUGAAACUUCAGAGGAAACAGUGACGAGGAACACGUGACCAACAUGUCGUGCUUGCAGUGGUUUUCCUGAAUUUUCCCUCUAAUGGUCUU